This is a messenger RNA of Clunio marinus, 297 nucleotides long. The record is from the annotation of a GenBank genome assembly. Lineage: Eukaryota; Metazoa; Arthropoda; Insecta; Diptera; Chironomidae.
AUGAAGCGUUUUUGGUGGUGGAAGCUUUUCACUACAGCUGCAGUAGAUGAGAGAGGAGGAAAUACGACAAGGAAUGGAGAUGAAACAGAACAGAAGAAAAAAAUUCUUUUCGCCUUCAAUUUUAUUGCUUCAAUUCAUGCUUUGAGAAAUGCUAUCAUCACAACUACCACCACUGAUACUCUCGUACAUAGCAAGGCUGUCGAAUGUGUAUGUGCUUCAACACAAACAAAACCAGAAUGUAGCAACGGAGUAGCACGUAAACACAAUACAAACUCCACAACACUACGCAACGUUUAA